Molecule: messenger RNA, 1230 nt
Organism: Trypanosoma cruzi
Lineage: Eukaryota; Euglenozoa; Kinetoplastea; Trypanosomatida; Trypanosomatidae
Exons: 1
Coding region: 1-1230 (409 amino acids)
Molecular function (GO): catalytic activity
Source: RefSeq, a predicted model, not a curated record
AUGCGAGGGGCUCAGCUACCAGCACAUCUCGCUUUGUGCAGCAGCCCCUGUCGACACUGGAUUGUCUCCGCUGGAAAUGGCAGCGACAGUUUUGAGUUCUUCUGCCGUUCCAGAGGGCAAAUGACUGAAGGUCACGGUUCUUUUCCCUCUAGGACCCCUGUUUCUUCCCACGCCGUGGCGAGGUUCCGUCUCGACCAUCUUCUCCCUGGCGACUGGAGCAGGUUGUUGCAACACUGCCGCCGCCUUACAUCCCCAGGUGGCAGCUACAACUACUCAUCCCCCGGUGACAUGGCCGCUGUCAUGAGGGGAACAAAUGCUGCUGCAUCCGAGAAGGCUUCACAGGCGGUGGUGAAUUCGGCGUUUAUGCACAUUGUUGAAAGGACGGUCGGUGACUUUUUCCCAAAUAACAUGAUUUACCACGAGCUACAGCGACGGUACGUGGUUCCGCCGAGUGGAGCGAUAGCGACCAAUGAGGAUGCGGUGGAUUUUUUUUCCUGGUUGCUGCAUCUGCAAGAAGAAGAGGAGAAAGAGGGAGGGACGACUGUGAGCUGCAUUGGGUGUGAAGCAGAUGACGUCGGAAAGGAUCCCUUGAUACAAAAUGCUCUCGCCAUGGAAAAAACGAUACAAAAUGAGCGGGUAUUUCUUGCUGGGUUUCCACAUAUUGUAGGUGAUGACGGCAAGCAUGAGGAUACUUACGAACCCAUCUUUAACUUCUUUCCUCACCGUGUCGUCAUCUCGGACUGCAUCCCGUACCGCUCGCGCUACUUUGUUGUUAUGGUGAACCACAAGCCUAUUGUGCCCGGACAUCUGAUGGUGGUGCCCAUCCGCUGUGUCGGGACAAUCCACGGGCUGACGCUAGAUGAGGUGGAGGAUUGGGGCCGCGUCAUGCACCUAACAAUACGUGUGCUGAAACAGGUAGCAGCUGCAAGACAAAAGAAUAGUGGGAAUACACAUAGCGACUCUUCUCACUGCAAUGAUGACAUGGAGGGUGGCUUCAGUAUUGCCAUCCAGCAGGGAACACUCGCUGGACAGACGGUGCCCCAUCUCCAUACACACGUCAUACCAUUUGAUCCAUGUGGAAAACUUGCCGGGGAGCCAGAGGAUGAGGAGGUGCAGCAGCGACAGCCCUGCCGUACAGGGAAGCAGAUGAGUGAAGAAUCAGAGAUGCUCAGGUCCCAUUUUGAGUUUCUGAUGGAGCGAGGCACGGGCUCAGUAACACACGCCGUGUAA